GCAUAUUGAUAUGUCUUAAAGUGUUAGUUUGUGUUGUGGAUCAAUUUUGUUCUUGUGCUGUCAUAUAUUUUGACAGCACAACUCUAGAGCUGUAUGCCUUGGGAGUUUGGAUAACUGGCUUGGUAUUAGGAGUGGGAAGACAUCAGUAUUGUAAGAGUUCCGAGCCCAGUCUUGGCAGUGCAAAUGCUGUCGAGCAGUGUUUUUGUGUUACUCUUCUUUUAAUGUGCAUCAUAUGACAGCUUGUUGUACUUGUGGUUUGGGGAUAGUGCAGAAUGUGGAAACCGGAACAGUGGAGUUUUUUGUCAUUUGGUGCGAUAUAUAUUGGUAGUUGGAUUUUGAUGAAGUUAUGUCACUGGUUGUAAUAGUAUGUUUAUAGGUACCCUGUGUAAAUCAAGUAUGGGCGUUUUUUUUGUCCUUUGAGGGAGGAAAAUUAUUUGCUCAACACUUCGUGGACUGUGUUUGCUGGUAAGUUGUUGGAGGCAAGGUUCUCGAAAUUCGUUAGGGGAAUCAAGUUAUGCAACCAGGCGCAUAAAUCAGCUUCUUUGUUAAAAUCACGUUUUUUUCAAUCUUCCAAGGAAUAAAUAGAAAGAAACCCUUGCUUGAAUUUGGGAAGGAAUUUGAAUCUGAAGUAAAAGAAAAAUGGGUGAGAGGAAGGUUUUGAACAAGUAUUACCCACCCGAUUUUGAUCCUUCCAAGCUUCCUAGAGUAAGAAGGCCCAAGAAUCAACAAAUCAAGGUUCGCAUGAUGCUUCCUAUGAGCAUUCGAUGCAACACAUGCGGUAAUUACAUUUACAAAGGCACCAAGUUCAACUCCAGAAAGGAAGAUGUUAUUGGUGAGACAUAUCUGGGAAUUCAAAUUUUCAGAUUCUAUUUCAAAUGCACACGGUGCUCAGCUGAACUUUCAAUGAAGACUGACCCGCAGAAUUCAGAUUAUGUGGUUGAGUCUGGUGCAACCAGAAAUUUUGAACCUUGGCGUGCAGAGGAUGAGGUAGCUGAUGAAACGAAAAAGAAGAGGGAAGCUGAAGAAAUGGGAGAUGCAAUGAAGUCCUUAGAGAAUAGAACACUGGAUUCUAAGAGAGAGAUGGACAUCCUUGCUGCAUUGGAUGAGAUGAAGUCAAUGAAGUCUAGGCAUGCAACUGUCAGUGUCGAUGAAAUGCUUGCAGCCUUGCAACGUACGGCAGCGGACAAGGAGAAAAGACUGGAAGAAGAAGAUGAAGCACUGAUAAAAUCAAUUUUCUCUAAUAAUUCAGAAGGUCCUACUCCUAUCCGAAGAGUUCGAGAUGAAGAUAUCGAAACUGCGGAGGAAUUGUUUCCACUUUCAAAUGGACAUGGUGAAACAUCCAAUGAUAAUCCAAAGAGGCAAAAAAAAUCCGACGAUCGUCCAGUAAAGGCAACUGACACUCUGACGAAAGCCAGUUUGGAUUAUUCUGGCAAAGAAGAAAAAUUGAGCUGCGGUCGCGGAAAGCUUAAUCCUUUGGUGACGAUUUCUGUUAUUAAGAAACCAGGGACCUCUAAUAUUAAAAGCCCUGCAGAACCCAAACAAAAGGAAAAAGAGGAAGAUAAUAAAACAAAUACUACCGGUGUACUACUAUCUUUGUGUCAAAGCUAUGGAAGUGAAGAGGAUGAGGAUUAGUUGUCAUAAAUAUUUGGAAUGUGAUAGGAACCUGAAUAAUGGGCCUGAAACAAAGGUAGGCCUUGCUGCAAAGAGACAUGUUAUAUGGAGGGUUUAUUGUAGAAGAAAGAAAGUGGACCAAGAGAGAGAGAAGGAGAAGUUGGUUAAUGAGGUGGCAAUAGGUCCCAUGUGAUUAUGUUAUGGAGGUAUAUGUACAGAGGGGGACGUGGGAGAAUAGGGAGAGGAGAGUAAUCAUUAGCUUAUUAGUGCUUUAGGAGAAUAGUUAUUCUCUGGUUAGGAGCUAGGCUCUGGAAUUAUCCUUUGUAUUGGUUCCCAGUUCUUAUUUCCAUUAAUACACAUAUCCAUUUACUCUA
Cicer arietinum (chickpea) is the source of this 1985-nucleotide messenger RNA. RefSeq lists its product as uncharacterized. Gene Ontology annotation, biological process: mRNA splicing, via spliceosome. The record is from RefSeq and is a predicted model, not a curated record. Lineage: Eukaryota; Viridiplantae; Streptophyta; Magnoliopsida; Fabales; Fabaceae. Gene Ontology annotation, cellular component: U2-type catalytic step 1 spliceosome.